Messenger RNA from Drosophila navojoa, 1992 nucleotides. It is a transcript of the gene cta, whose product is annotated as Guanine nucleotide-binding protein subunit alpha cta. Gene Ontology annotation, biological process: adenylate cyclase-modulating G protein-coupled receptor signaling pathway; Rho protein signal transduction. The record is from RefSeq and is a predicted model, not a curated record. Gene Ontology annotation, cellular component: heterotrimeric G-protein complex; brush border membrane; cytoplasm. Gene Ontology annotation, molecular function: G-protein beta/gamma-subunit complex binding; GTPase activity; D5 dopamine receptor binding. Lineage: Eukaryota; Metazoa; Arthropoda; Insecta; Diptera; Drosophilidae.
UUGACAUCGCGAAUACAACCCUAUUCAGUCUUUUGGGAGUGAAAAUGCGAAUUUAUUUACAAAAUUUGCCAAUACGAGAAAAGGGAGGCGUCGCGUAAUAAAGGAGUUAAUUAAUUUGUCAUCAAAGCGAUUAGCAUAUGUUGUAGUGGCUGCAAACUGUGAAAGUGUGUGUGUGCAAUGCCCGCGGAGCGAAAUUCGCAGAGGAAGAGCGCGGCGAUGCUUUUGUGGUCAAGAUAUGAUUUGGCUACAACUACGACGUCCAAACAACGACCAAAACAAUAAACCCCCGAUACCAGGCUAAUUUUGGCGAGUGUGCAACAAGAACAAUAACAUUAUCAACAUACAAAACGGGAGACAAUCAACAGCAACAAUAACAACACCAACAAUAAUAUCAACAACUGAACGUACAGCGCGCGCGUGUGUGCGUGACUGUGUGUGUUUGAGUUUGUGUGUGUGUGUGCCUGUGUAGAAAGUGCGCACGUCAGGCGUUGGCUGUCGUCGCAGUCGCAACCAUGUCCAGAAUUACGUUGACCACGUUAACACAUAGUGGCGGCAUCACAGGCGGCAGCAGCAGCGGCAGCAACAACAACAGCAACAACGAUACACGCACUGGGACGCUGACACACCUGAUGGAGGAGCAUCAUCAUCACCAUCACCAUCAUCAUCAGCAGACAGUUAGUGGCCGAGGGACAACAGCCAGCUCCACCGGACUGAUAUCAGACGGAGCGGAAAGACUGCGACGGCAAGGGAGUCGAUUACAAACAUCACGAUUCGCCUGCAUGAGAUGCUUUGGUAAUCUCCUGACACAUCUGGUGCGGCUGCGCAGCACGCCCGAGGAGCUGGAGCAACGCUACAAAUCCAAAGAGAUUGAUAAGUUUCUGGAGAAGGAGAAGCAUACGUUUCGACGGCAGGUUAAGUUGCUGCUCCUGGGCGCUGGCGAGUCAGGCAAAUCAACCUUCCUCAAACAGAUGCGCAUCAUACACGGCGUCAACUUCGAUCCGGAGCUGCUGCGCGAAUACCAACAUGUGAUAUACCAAAAUGUUAUAAGAGGUAUGCAAGUGCUCCUCGACGCGCGGGAAAAGUUGGAUAUUCCCUGGGGCAGCGAUGGACGGGAACAGGAUGCCAAUGACGCCAAAGCAAUGGAGUGCAAUGCAAUAGAGGCAGCCAGAUUCGUGGAAUAUGCGCCGCUCAUACGGCGCCUUUGGCAGGAUCGUGGCAUAAGGCGCGCCUACGAACGACGACGCGAAUUCCAAAUUAGCGAUUCGGUCAGCUAUUUUCUAGACGAAAUUGAGCGGCUGGCGAAACCGGAUUAUGUGCCCACACACAAAGAUAUACUGCACUGUCGCAAAGCAACCAAAGGUGUCUACGAGUUUUGUGUCAAAGUACAGAACAUUCCAUUUGUGUUUGUGGAUGUGGGCGGACAGCGCACUCAACGUCAAAAGUGGACCAGAUGCUUUGAUACCUCGGUUACAUCGAUUAUAUUUCUAGUGUCCAGCUCAGAGUUUGAUCAGGUGCUUGCCGAAGACAGAAAAACCAAUCGUCUGGAAGAGUCCAAAAACAUUUUCGAUACCAUUGUGAACAACAACACGUUCAGAGGCAUUUCAAUAAUAUUGUUUCUCAACAAGACCGAUUUGCUCGAGCAAAAAGUACGAAAUCCAGAGACUGAUAUACGCUGGUACUAUCCGCAAUUCAAUGGCAAUCCGCAUUCACUGCUGGACGUCCAGAACUUCAUGCUGCAAAUGUUCAUGAGCGUGCGCCGCAGCACCAGCACCAGCCGAAUCUAUCAUCACUUUACCACUGCCAUAGACACGCGCAACAUCAACGUGGUGUUCAAUUCGGUGAAGGACACGAUACUGCAGCGGAAUUUAAAUGCCCUGAUGCUGCAGUAGCAUCAAGGUAAGGAAGCAUAGAGGCGACGGCGACGGUCGCAAUCAUAUCACAAUCUAACGAAUCUCACGCCAGCUCUAACACACAUACCACAUACAUCCAAAA